This is a messenger RNA of Syngnathus acus (greater pipefish), 4098 nucleotides long. It is a transcript of the gene zdhhc8a, whose product is annotated as zinc finger DHHC-type palmitoyltransferase 8a. Bases 1346 to 3529 code for a protein of 727 amino acids. Gene Ontology annotation, biological process: protein palmitoylation. Gene Ontology annotation, molecular function: palmitoyltransferase activity. NCBI's taxonomy places the organism in Eukaryota, Metazoa, Chordata, Actinopteri, Syngnathiformes, Syngnathidae. The transcript has 9 exons. The record is from RefSeq and is a predicted model, not a curated record.
ACGUCAUCACGAUCUGACCGCUGGCGAAGAGCAUCCCGGCAAGGGGAAGGGCGUUGGCCAGCGUCAGGUAGAACACCUCAUAGGUUUUUCUGGAGAUGGCAUCCGGGAAGACAUCUAUACAGUCUUCCCCGCUCUCGUUGGUCGCCUCCACGCUCACAAAGAAAAAAUGCGGCACGCUAAAAGCCAAAGCUGUGAGCCAGCUGCCGACCAGCAAGGCCAUCACCAGGCCCACGUUGUCCAUCUUCACGGGGGCGCCGCCCCGUUUCAGGGAGCCCACCAGCUUCUGGUGCCAGAAAGCGCUAAUGAAGAAGGUGGUGAAGAUGCUGCUGGUCUCCGACAGGUCCGCGCAGAAGCGGAAGACGCCGCAGUAGGCCUCGCCUAGGAACCAGCGACCAGAAAAGUCGGCGAUGGUGUCGGGAAGGUCCACCAGGUAGUUGGUGAUGAGGUUGGACACUGCCAAGUUGAUGAACAAAAGAUCGUUGGUGCAGAUGGCCGACCUCUUGGAAGGGAUGGAGCUGAUGGCCAACCAGUUGUUCCCGAUGAUCCCCGCCAGAAACAUGAGUGCUCGGAUAAUAGAUUCAACCAACUCCUCCGUGUCCAUGCUUUCCACACAGCUGAAUGUGUCGGAAGGAUAGAUUGAUAAUGAAUCCGACUUUUGGACUUUUAUAGACGAGCAGGAGACACCUUUGCACCAAUCAGCUUGUUGUGAACACACCCUAAGGUAGCUUUGACCUGAGGGAGAAUCAUCUUGUGAUGACAAAUCUAAACAGGUCACAGCAGAGCUGGAACACAAUCAAAAACGCUGAUUGACAUUUACAACCUAAAUUCAAAGUCCUUAUCUUUACAUCGUGGCCCAAGUCAUGUUUAUUUCUUAAUGUGUCAAAAAAGUAAACAAUAUAAAAAACUCCGAAAAGGCAUCACUGCAAUCCAUUUUAUGCAUCAUUUUGCUUUCAACUUUUUUGCCGUGAAUUAUGUCAACCCAAACACAAUUUCGUCCUGAGGUGGAGUUAUAUAUAAAAACACUGAUUUCUUUCCCCCCAGUCAAUAAAAAGAACACAUCGGAGGCUUGAAGAGCAGUGUUGCGUGGUAAACUUUCACGUCACCCGCGAGUGAAAGCUCCACCUUCGGGCUGAGCCGGAGGCGACGUGCCCGCUCCGCUGGAGGCAUGAAUCCGGAGGGAGCGAGCGUGCGCACAGGCAGUCGCCUUUCUCUCAUCCUCCGCUUUUCACGACCUGCUUUUUUCUCCCUUGCUCAUUCCGACCGGAACGCGUUUAAACAUGUCUGUAUUGUUGUUUGAGGGACUUUAUCCACACGCCGGCCGGUCUGAGACUUGAGAAGACGGAGGAUGGAGCGGACGCAUAGGAUUGCCGGCAGCGGCGGCGGCGGCGACUCGCUCCGAGCGUCCGCCUUCAUCCCGGUGUGCACGGCCGCCUGCCUCCUGGUGGGCUCCACCUCACUCUUCUUCGUCUUCACAUGCCCGUGGCUAGCAGUGACCUUCUGCCCUGCCGUGCCGCCGUGCUGCGCCGUCCUUUUCCUUUUCGUGCUAGCCAACUUCACCAUGGCGACAUUCAUGGACGCCGGCGUUCUUCCGAUGGCCAAUGAGGAUGAAGAUAAGGAUGACGAGUUCCGGGCGCCUCUUUACAAGAACGUGGACGUGAGGGGUAUCCAGGUGCGGAUGAAGUGGUGCGCGUCCUGUCACUUCUACAGGCCGCCGCGAUGCUCGCAUUGCAGCGUGUGCGAUCGCUGCGUGGAGGAUUUUGACCACCACUGUCCGUGGGUGAACAACUGCAUCGGGAGGCGCAACUACCGCUACUUCUUCCUCUUCCUGUUGUCCCUCACCGGUCACAUGGUUUGCGUGUUCAGCCUGGGCCUGGUCUUUGUGCUGCACCACACGGACCAGCUGUGGAAGCUGCACUGCACUGUCACUUUGGUCGUGAUCAGCAUAUCGGGCCUGUUUCUUCUCCCUGUUCUGGGCCUGACGGGCUUCCAUCUAUUCCUGGUGUCACGGGGACGCACCACCAAUGAACAAGUCAGCCCUUAUUGUUAUGUCACCGGGAAGUUUCAUGGAGGACCAAAUCCGUUCACGCGAGGUUGCUGUAACAAUUUGGAGUACCUGGUGUGCAGUCCCAUCUCUCCAAGGUACUCAGCCAGGCCUCGCAAAAAGUCUGUGAUUCACAUUCAGCCUCCCUUCCUGAGACCAGAGCUCGACAGGCAGCUGUCCGUCAAAGUGAGCGACAACGGCAAACACAGCCGAGCCUCCGCCGGACCGGAAACACAGAAAAGUCCGCCCCCUUUGCCGCCUAAACCAGAACACGGGUUGCUGAAAAGUCACCUCGCCGUCAUGGAAGAGAUGGUCCUGCACACCAAAGCCAUCAUCCCCGUCUCCAUUCCCACUGUGCCUCAGCUGCGACCAGUCCUGGAGGCCAUUUCCCGAGGAUCGUCGCCCAUUCCUCCGGAGCAGCUACUGAAGAUCUCAGAGGCUCCGGGAGACAGCAAAGGUCCUGACCUCCGCUUGAACACCAACGGAAGCCCUUCCAGGGGAGCUUUGCCCCCUUCCUUGCCCCCCUUGCAGGCUGCCACCCUCUCUGGGGCCAUGACGCUCAGUUCGCGCUCACUCAGCCUCAAACAGGGCGGCCGGCACGCGAGCGCCAAGUCGCAGGCUAAUCAUAACGCUGGCACAGCGGGCGGCUCCUAUGACAACCUCAUCGCGACUGUGGACCCCCAGUGUCGCCCCCACAGAGGGCCCCCCGCGGUGGGCUACUUUAUGAGCCUGGGUGCCGACGUCGGGGCAGUGCAGCGCGGCCCUCACUCGUAUAGUCCAGUCUUUGUGGGUGUGGCCCAACUUUCCCCUCAACCCAGAGAACCGUCGCCUUCUCAGCACGGUCUCUCAUCCAGAGACCCCUCCCCUUCAUUCCCGGGGUUCAUCCAAAGAGAGCCUUCGCCAGCUUUCCAGGGCCUCAUCUCCAGGGAUCUCAGCCCGGCGAGUCUGCCCCUGAAAACCCAAAGUCUCCGAGACAGCCUCAGGGACGGGACUGUCACCGCCCCUGCCAUGUCGUCCCGAAUCGAUGGCCUCUCUAAGGCACUCAUGGCGUCCAUUCAUGAAAGGCGUGAGAUGGAGGAGAGAGAGCGGAUGCUGCGCCUGCAAGUCCGAUCCCAAGCUUUGUACGGACCGGAUGCCGGCGUCUACGACAUCCCCUGCCGGCGGAGUCUACCGCUGGAUCCCGGGCAGCCUCAGAGCGCCCGGGGACCCACCCCACCGGUAUACGGCUCCCGGGAGUUCCUGAUGAGCCCGGGGCAUCCUGGGUACGGCCCCAGGACGUCGCCCCGCUCCGCAUCGUCUACAUCAUCGCUCGCCCGAGGACCCAAACCGCGCUCCUCAGCUGGGUACCCGCCCUCCGAAAGACCGCCCGCCCCUCCCUCCACAUGCACUCUGCCCCGUUUACCCACCUCCUCCACGCCUCCUUACGCACUCUACGGGACGGCCAAACGCUCCUCGCUCACCACCUCCACUCAGGGGAAGGACUCGUGAGUAAAACUGCUUCUAAUGUUGUCAAGGAAUAAUCCGUGCAGUGUUUGUGAGUGAAGAAAAUAUAUCAUCAUUUGUCAGUGUUAGAUUAGGGCUCUUAAUAAUUAGGUUGGGGAAUUGAGCUAGGCCGUUCUGUCACUGUGACCUUUCCUCCUGGCUGGGCAUCUUCUUAUCUAUGACAUCCUUAAGGCCGUAGAGCCACAUACAGUCUGCUCCCUUGUGGGUGGGAGGCCAAGAGUAUAAGAAUCCUGGAGGUGGGGGUCGACCUUUUAUUGGAGUCUCGCAGAAAAAGGCUCCACGGCCGUGUCUCGAUCUUUCUGGUAUCCCGCUGGAACUGAGAAUAUGGAGUCUCUUGGUAGUUAAUGAGCAUUGAAGGAACUUAACUCAGAACUUUGAUGGUAAAAAGAUGAAUUGCUGGGCCAAAAAAAAACAAAAAACAUUACUGCGCGAGUCUCUAAUACAGAGAGAAUACAAUCUUUUUUUUAUGUGUUUUGAUAUUGCCUUUUUGUUGUCUCCCAAUUCAUAGAAUUUGAUAGUUGUUUAUAUGAAUAAUAAAAAUUAUGCAACUCUCA